GAUAUCAAAGCAAAAUCAAAUCUCCCCGUCCCCUUCGCUUUCCUUCAAAAAACGCACCCUAUUCUUCCCUAUUUGCAUCGCAUUUGUUAUUGAAUCUCUUUGAAUUCUCAGAGUUUCUUAGAGAGAGAGAGAGAGAGAGAGAGAGAGAGAGAGAGAGAGAGAGAGAGAGAGAGAAUGUUCCAUACAAAGAAACCCUCAACCAUGAAUUCCCAUGAUAGGCCAAUGUGUGUUCAAGGGGACUCUGGUCUUGUCCUAACCACUGACCCUAAGCCUCGUCUGCGUUGGACAGUUGAACUUCAUGAACGCUUUGUCGAUGCUGUUGCUCAACUUGGAGGACCUGAUAAAGCCACACCAAAGACAAUCAUGAGAGUUAUGGGUGUGAAGGGUCUUACCCUUUACCACCUCAAAAGCCAUCUUCAGAAAUUCAGACUUGGAAAGCAACCUCACAAGGAAUUCAAUGAUCACUCAAUCAAGGAUGCUCCAGCAUUAGAUCUUCAACGAAGUGGUGGAUCGUCUUCUGUCAUGAUGAGCAGAAGUAUGAACGAUAACUCACACAUGGUUGAUGCGAUUAGGAUGCAAAUGGAGGUGCAAAGAAGAUUGCACGAACAAUUAGAUGUACAAAGACAUCUUCAAUUAAGGAUUGAAUCUCAUGGGAAAUACAUGCAAAAUAUGCUAGAGAAAGCUUACCAAACACUUGCAAAUGAAAACAUGGCCUCAGGAAGCAACAAAGGCAUUGGAAAUCAAGGAGUUCCUGAUAUGGGGGGUGGGAUGAAAGAUUUUGGUCCUCUAAAUUUCUCACCAUUUCAAGACCUUAACAUUUAUGGAGGUGACCAACUUGAUAUGCAACACAACAUGGAAAGGCCACCAUCAAUUGAUGCGUUCAUGCCAAAUAAUGACAAUAUUUGCUUGGGAAAGAAGAGGUCUAGCCCUUACAAUGGUAGCGGCAAGAGCCUUUUAAUCUGGCCUGAUGACCUUCGUUUGCAAGAACUGGGAUCAGCGCCAACCUGUCUUGGACCUCAAGAUGAUCAUCUUUUCAAAGGUGAUCAUCAGAUUCAGAUUGCUCAUACAUCAAUGGAUAGAGGAACUGAUUUGGAUUCUAUAUCUGAUAUUUAUCAAACAAAGCCGCCAGUGAUUCAGGGUGAUUCAGUGAGUGAUAAGAAUGCAAAACUCGAAAGGCCAUCACCGAGACGAUCCGCUUCCCGCAGAUAGGAUAAGCCCUAUGACCAAUACUUUUGGUGCUAUACCACAGGACAGAAACUCAACUUUUAGGUGUUGAAGCUAAUUUACUUUCACUUAGAUGUAAAUCAUGACUUAAUAAUGUUAAUUAAGCUCUUAAAGACACAUGAUAUAUGGUGAGACUCACCUAUUUAAUAAAUAAGUUCCACAUAUUUGUGUUUUAGGUUCA
Molecule: messenger RNA, 1405 nt
Organism: Hevea brasiliensis (rubber tree)
Lineage: Eukaryota; Viridiplantae; Streptophyta; Magnoliopsida; Malpighiales; Euphorbiaceae
Product: myb family transcription factor IPN2
Exons: 6
Coding region: 175-1209 (344 amino acids)
Molecular function (GO): DNA binding; DNA-binding transcription factor activity
Source: RefSeq, a predicted model, not a curated record